UUGUGUUUUUGUCGUUGUUUUGCCCAAGUUUUGCCUUCUUUGUUGAUCAUCGAAUUUUUAGUUUAGAUUGCAAUGAUCACUGAUUUUGCAAAAGAAAAGGUAUAUUGGACACGCAAAAUGAAUUUGAAGUUAGUGAGAUACAUACAGACUCGACCCAAUAUUUGGAAUCCGAAACAUCCGAAAUACACUUCUGUGGAACAUAGAGAUCGUACUUACGCCGAAUUUGCUUCGAAAUACGGCGAUGAAUUCACUGGACAAGCAGUAAAAGACCGUUGGACGAAUAUAAGAUCUACAUUUUCGCAUUAUUUACGAAAAUUAAAUGCUAGUCGCGCUAACGAUGGCGCAGAGGAAUAUAAAAUUAAUUGGCACCUUUGGGAAGCUUGCCAGUUUUUAUUAUCAGUGAACAAAAGGGGCCAAAAUGAUUUAUCAGAUGAAGAUGAUAAAAAGGCUAUUGUAAAUCAAGAAGAUUGGGUUAGUGAAGAUGAUGCCUCUCCCACCGAUAACUCCAAAGAUAAUAUGUGCAAAAGUAUUGCUGAAAAUCUAUUUCACAUUUUACAAAGUGCACAAAAUGAAGGACUUAAUAACACAGAUUCUACAAAAUAUGGCUAUGUGGGACGGGCCAUAUCAAAAACCUUGUCUCAAAUGAGUUCUUUUGAUGCUGCCUGUGCAUCACAGAAAAUAAUGGAAAUCCUGCUAUUGUAUGACAAAGAUAAUCCAAAUAAUCCUAAUAAUAAAAAUGUAGUAUAUCUGUAAACCUAAAAUUUAUUUUUACUUUCUACUAACAUACUUAAAUAU
Molecule: messenger RNA, 795 nt
Organism: Ostrinia furnacalis (Asian corn borer)
Lineage: Eukaryota; Metazoa; Arthropoda; Insecta; Lepidoptera; Crambidae
Exons: 3
Coding region: 73-753 (226 amino acids)
Source: RefSeq, a predicted model, not a curated record